Candidozyma duobushaemuli is the source of this 1659-nucleotide messenger RNA. It is a transcript of the gene GAT1, whose product is annotated as Gat1p. Gene Ontology annotation, biological process: positive regulation of transcription by RNA polymerase II; negative regulation of transcription by RNA polymerase II. The transcript is spliced from 3 exons. The coding region runs from base 1 to 1659 and encodes 552 amino acids. The record is from RefSeq and is a predicted model, not a curated record. NCBI's taxonomy places the organism in Eukaryota, Fungi, Ascomycota, Pichiomycetes, Serinales, Metschnikowiaceae. Gene Ontology annotation, molecular function: RNA polymerase II cis-regulatory region sequence-specific DNA binding; zinc ion binding; DNA-binding transcription factor activity, RNA polymerase II-specific.
AUGGGUCAGAAACACGACAUGUCCAGCAUUCUGGGGUUUUUGCUGUCUCCUUUACUCCACCAUCCUGGUCUUUCUGACCAGCUGCCGGAGCUUCUGAAGGUCGAUCCAGGCCACGACGAGUUCGACUAUGUUGCCCAUAUCAGACGAAUAGGCCAGGACUACGAGGCCUCGUCCAUGAACGACCUGCCGGCCAAAACACUCCAAUCAGCGUCCUCGGGAAAGGCUGGCUCCAUUUCCUCGGAUGCUUCCAGAAAAAGACCUGCUCCGUUUCUGCCUGCCGUGCAACCGACCCAUCAUCUGAACCUCUCUGCUGCUUUGAAAGGCCUGGCUGGAGCGCCUGUGAAAAUCGAAGACCCUGGCGUGUCCAUGGAUUCGUUGGAUUUGGGUACCGAUAACGGGUUUGCGUUUCUGCUUGAUCCACUAGCUUUUGAAGGCCCGAACGAUACAUUCAGACAACCACUCCAGGCCCAGUUUUCCCAGCUGCUAAAGAACCCAAGCCGCAUGUCCAUGAGCAGCUCACAGGCUACUCUUACAGAAACCAGAGGAAUCCUGCUGAGUGCUCCUCGUCCCAUCAACAUCCAUAACCAUAUGGCUGAACCACCCAGCAAACGCCAGACUCCACUGCUGCUGUACGAUCCGUAUGGCUUGCCAGGAUCCGUUUCUGGCUCCAUUUCCGGCUCCAUCUCAGGCUCUUUCCAUAACCCCCCUUCAGCAGGUCCCUCUUCCUUCUUGUCCAACUCAUUUGCUCGUCAGGAUAACUCCUUGGUCAGUGUGGCUGAAUAUUUCGGAGGAGAUGCAAACUGGAACAGUCCCUACGAUUUAGAUGACGGUCUGGGCCUGGGCUCCGUCCCCGGUCUGGUGGCCUAUGUUCCUUCAGACACCCCAAUCAGCCGCCUGGCCUCCACAGUAAACGAGCACGCUUUCAGCUUUCCCGAAAGAGACGGAAUGGGCAUUCCGCUGAAUUACCUGAGCCUGUGGAACGACAGCUUUUUCGACGAUGCACCGGCUGCAGUGUCGGCUGCUUCCCUGGCUCCCAGGCCGGCCAUGCCUUCCAGACACAGUUUCCAAGGAACCCAGAGACCGCCUAUGAAACGCAAAGAUAGCAGGCCUCGGAAAGAGAGUAUCAAGGAAGCCGAGCUGAGAGGAAACAGACCCGCUUCAAAUGCCAAUCUCCAAAACGGCCGAACCGAAUGUGAGCCUCUUUGCAACGCUUGUGGCUUGUUCUUGAAGCUCCACGGAACGGUUAGACCGCUCAGUCUCAAGACAGACGUUAUCAAGAAAAGAGCACGGACAGCAGACAAAAAGAAAGACGGCAAAAAGACCGAGGCCAAGGCAGACCCCAAAAAGAACAAUCGAAAAACCAAGUCGGACGGCGACGACAACAACCCGACCCCCACGACAAAGAACAGAAAAAGGGCCCCAAAAGCAAAACCAAAGACCCACGGCGCAAACCAGGCCAAACCCAGCCAGCCUUCCAUGCUUCUGCCUCAACGAGGCCAAAGAAGCUCUUCCAAUUCGCCCGUUCUGUGGACGCAGAGAUCACAGGUUGCCGAGUUGAACUCGGUGGUGAAGGGGGAGCUUCCUGCGAUUGACGAGAAGAAUGUGUUUGAACGGCAGGAUGACGAGGGUAAGUGGGACUGGCUCAGCAUGACUUUGUAA